AUGAAGAGCAAUAACAACAGAAGAUUCAUAUCACAGGCUGAUAAUGAGAUCGACCAGACCAGCAACGAUAGUAGAUGUAGUGAGAAAAGUGAAGAAGAGUUUGUGAUAACGAGAUGCUGGGCAAGUGUAGCGCAUUUGGUGAGAGGUUCGGCUGAAACUGCAAUCAUGGUUCAAAAACGACCUUGUGCCGAACAAGCUUUCAUCCCUCAAAGAUCGAUAUAA
Necator americanus (New World hookworm) is the source of this 222-nucleotide messenger RNA. RefSeq lists its product as uncharacterized. The coding region runs from base 1 to 222 and encodes 73 amino acids. The transcript is spliced from 3 exons. The record is from RefSeq and is a predicted model, not a curated record. Lineage: Eukaryota; Metazoa; Nematoda; Chromadorea; Rhabditida; Ancylostomatidae.